Messenger RNA from Coccidioides immitis RS, 1229 nucleotides. RefSeq lists its product as uncharacterized. Lineage: Eukaryota; Fungi; Ascomycota; Eurotiomycetes; Onygenales; Onygenaceae. The coding region runs from base 589 to 996 and encodes 135 amino acids. The record is from RefSeq and is a predicted model, not a curated record. The transcript has 6 exons.
CGGUUUCGGUUUGCUCCAAAUUUGCGAAUGAGCAACAGCCAGCAAUCCCGACUAGCUAAUGUCUCACCACAUCUUCACCACCCCAAGUACUUCUUGAUAAGUACAGUGUACGUCAUCUGGAGCGGCAAGGGUCCAUGCCAGACUUCCUCUGGAAAUAAGCUACCUUUCUUUGCAUCACCCCACAUGGCGAAGGUUUGGAUUGCUUAUUGAUCGCACGCGCAACAAGAUAACCAUACCUAAAGCGUCAUCCACAUUGGCUAAACCACGCUCGUCUCAUAGCCCAACCAUGAUUAUAUAUGCCCACGACCCAAUGAAUCGGCGAGCUCGAAAGCCAAUCACCCCUCAAGUCUUUAGGCAGGGGGUAUCCAUGAAGGCUAAGUUGCGACAAUUUCUACGGAAUAACAAACGACCCGCCAUCGUUGCUCUGUCAUCAUUAUCAGAUCCUCAGUUACAAAACAAGCAUUUAAGACACCACCUUAACCUUUUCCUUCUUUCUUUUUCGUUCGAUUUUCCACCCCCGCUCUGAAAGGAUACAUACCUCUGAUAUCCAGUAUCUCAUCCACAUUCAUACCAUCUGCUACUCGCUUGAUGUCUGGAAAUACGAGGCACGCCGCCAGCCCAGACGGAAGGGAAAGGGCUGGAGCAGAGCAUAUGCACGAUCAGCGAGGCUCAAACAUGCAAACUCACGAGUCGCCCCAGCUAAGAGAUCCUUUCACUGGACGCUCUCCUUCCACGGAUUCUGGCGUUAUCGAGGCCGAAUCUCCUACUCAAGGUGAUGCUCGGCGUUCUGACCCUUUGUCUACCUCUGAAUCAAAGUCGCCGCUGCGGGAUAGGCGCAUGAGCAAGGAGUGGGACGCCGCUAAAGUGCCUCCAUCGCGAUUUCAGAAGCCAGAAGGCAGCAUCUUCUCGACGUCCAGCUCGCGAGACAGCCACAUCACAAGACGGGAUCGUGAUGCUUCUUACCACGCCAAAUUGAAGGAGAAGGGUUGGGUGUGAGUGUCGCCGUUGAUUUAUGACGUCAUUUCUCUCGCCGCUUUAAAAAAUAAACAAGCUAGUCUCGCCAAGACACGAUAAAUGCGUCUGAUUUGCCAAGCGAUUGCUAUUCUGCAGCUGCACGGUUGCUACCAAUUGAUGCUCCCCACGGAUGUUAUUUAUGCCUUUUAUUCCAAUUGCCGCUACGAUAUCUUGGGGCUCAUUCGAUUCAAACGUUUUCUAUUCGGUUUGAUCAA